Messenger RNA from Mugil cephalus (flathead mullet), 955 nucleotides. Its product is annotated as glutathione S-transferase A4-like. The record is from RefSeq and is a predicted model, not a curated record. Bases 99 to 758 code for a protein of 219 amino acids. The transcript has 7 exons. Gene Ontology annotation, biological process: glutathione metabolic process. NCBI's taxonomy places the organism in Eukaryota, Metazoa, Chordata, Actinopteri, Mugiliformes, Mugilidae. Gene Ontology annotation, molecular function: glutathione transferase activity.
CUACAACAACCUAAAUUUGUCCUGCAGAAGCUCUCAACGCCUGUCUGAUUCCUCCUCGGCAUCCAGGCGUUGCACAGGUUUCCUUAAACGCAAAAGCCAUGGCUGGAAAAGUUGUGCUUCACUAUUUCAAUGGGAGAGGGAGAAUGGAGUCAAUCCGCUGGCUCCUGGCGGCUGCAGAGGUGGAGUUUGAUGAGGUGUUUCUGACCACCCGAGAGCAGUAUGAGAAACUCCUGAGUGAUGGAGCGCUCAUGUUUCAACAGGUCCCUUUGGUGGAAAUAGAUGGUAUGAAGCUGGUUCAGACAAAGGCCAUCCUGAAUUACAUCGCAGAGAAAUACAAUCUCCACGGGAAGGAUCUCAAAGACCGUGUCAUGAUCAACAUGUACACAGAGGCUCUGAUUGAUCUCAUGGAGAUGAUCAUGAUUCUGCCCUUCACUCCAGACCCCAACUCAAAACUGGACAACAUUCAGAAUAAAGCAAAAGAGCGCUACCUUCCUGUGUUUGAAAAGACGCUGUCUGGACCCCCACACCUGGUGGGAGGUAAACUGACCAUUGCAGACGUGCUGCUGCUCGAAUGCACCUUGAUGCUGGAGGAGCAGUUUCCAACAAUUCUGUCCAAGUUCCCCAACAUCAAGGCCUUCCAGGGGAGGAUGAAAUCUAUCCCUGCCAUCAGCAAGUUUCUGCAGCCUGGCAGCAAGAGGAAGCCGCCUCCAGACGACGUCUACAAGAAGACCAUCAUGGAAGUGUUCCAGUUUAAGUGAUCACUUACAUGACCUCAGCAAAAGCCUGACACAUUCCUGACACAGGUGAUGCGUGGUUCCACUAUGUUUGUUGGUUUAUGUUGAGGUACCGACUGUGAAGUCCAAUUAUAAAUGAAGAAUAAAUGUUUGUCACUUUCAUGAAGUUGCACAAAUUUUCAUGAAUCUGUUUAAUAAAAUUACAAACAUGUUGGAUUUAA